GAUGACGCCGCGGAGAGCGGCCGUCCGUGGGAGGCGGCGGCGGGCCGGUCCCGCCAUGCCGAAACGCUCCUGCCCCUUCGGGGAGGCGGCCCCGCUCCAGCUGAAAACCCGCGUGGGGCUGCGUGAGCUGAGCCGCGGCGUGCGGGGCGAGGAGUACCGGCGGGAGGUCUUCGAGCGGACCCGGCGGCUGCUCUUCAGGGGCGCCCAGGCGUACAUGGAGGGCGCCUGGCCCGCCAGCCCCGCCGCCGCCCGGGUGGUCAGCCGCUCGCCGGAGCCCGGCGGGGAGGCCCAGGACGGCAGCGCGGGGCGGCGGUGGAGCGGACAGCUCCUCAUCGGCCACGACGGGAGACUGCUGAGGGGCCCCGCCGCCACGGAGAAGGUUCCACCCGUGGGAGUUUCCAAAGCCUGUUCAUCGUGUGUAAGAACUGCUGAUGUCAAGGAAGCAUGUACACAGUGCGACCAGUUCGUCUGCCAGAACUGCAGCAGGCUCUGCAGCUGCUGUAACACAGUUACCUGUUCUUUGUGCUCCACUAUUGAUUGUGAUAUGCCUAUCUGGAAGGGGGCCACUUUGUGCUCUUACCUGGUGUUCCUUAUGUGAUACAGAAUUCAGAAUAUUCAUCCAGUGUCUCUCCACUUGUUGCUCAUGUUAGGACACACUUUUGUGGGAUCAGAAUAGAAAUCGGUUGCUCCUCAUGUGCUUUCAGGUGAGUGUAAAUCUAUUCUGGACACACAAUGUUUUCUUUGUGAGCUAACUAGGAAAAUCAGCCAGGCCUGAAGGUUUUUCCAAGCAGAGAGUUUGCUGAUUUCUGGUCAAAUUUUUUUAAACCGUCACAAACUUCUUAUGAUUACUGACAGCUUGGAUGGUUUUAAUUGUUCUUUCCAUGGUAACUUUGAUAAAAAGAACAAUGGUACACCAGGCUUAACUUCUCAAUAGUUAAGUGUCAAAGACUAAUUUUCCUGUACCCUCCUUGCAAGGUCUUUCUUGGAAAGCGGCUUGUUUGUAUAAGUUUAUCAUCUCCACUGUAAACUUCAUAUUGUCCUGAAUACCCACUCAAAAAUAGCUCAUGAAGUGGUCUGAAAGAUGGUCAGCACUGAAGUGUACAUCUCCAUAAACUAGCUCAUUCUUCAUUUUCCUUUCAUAUCACUGCAGAGACCAGUUUGCUGAGUAUUGUUUGUGCUGUAGGAGUGAGACUAUCAUUAAGUACUACUGCAAAGCCCCUCAAAGUAAUUUGCUUUUACUAUUUUUGAAAACACCAGACUUCUCGUUUUGCAAGCCAACUAUACGUAAGACAAAACUACAGUGGUCUUCAUCUCAGGAAAACGAUGACUUAAGUGGCUGAUUUCAGACUAUAGGAGAAAAGGAAUAGAGCUGAGAGAAAAAAGAAAUUAUCAUGGCACUCAUAGCUAAUACUCAGUUUCCCAAAUUAUUUGCCCUGAAUUCCCAAACAAAGUCUGCCACUCAUGCUUCCCAGCCUUCUCAACUGUGAUUAGUGUGUUUUGCGUGAGGUAACAUUUUUUUACCUAUUCCCCUCCACUCUAGCCAUUUCUAUUUGAAGACACUGAAAGGCCCUUGCAAUGCAAGUUGAGGGACAUCUUUAUUUGACACACUUUUGAAAGCAUACUGGGUAUUUUUACAUUUCAGAAUACUGCAACUAACCAAAAUGGAACAGUAGAUGCAAAGGGUGGGGUGAUAGCUAUUGCUGAAGAGCAGUACUUUUUCAUAGCUGCACAUUGGACGGCUUUGGAUAUAUGAGCCACACUGAGGUACAAGAUGACAUUUUUUUUCUAGCCCCUGUGUAAUACUUUGUAUAACUACACAGAGACACUUCAAAAGCAUUCGUGGCCUUUAGGGUAUCCUGGUGGGAGGGGCAGGUGUCACCUCACUACUAAAUCAACCAUCUGUGUGCUAGCCUAGUGUGCCUGAUGGAUCUGGUUUUUUUCCCUGUUCUGCAUGCUUUGUAGCCAAUUAAAAUGGGAGUUUGCUAGUUCUUACUCCAGUCUUGAUUAUGAGCAACUGUAAAAUGUAUCUUGUCCUCACCCCCAAAACAAACAGAAAAAGUCGUAAGUCAGUCAGGUGAGCUAGUAGUGGAAGUAUUAGUCAGUGUGCAGUAAUUCCACAGUAUUAUCUAUCUUUUCAAAACUGUAGUAGAUUAAGGCAGAUUGAUGCCAGAUCUCUGGUGCAGUUCCCAGCUGUCAGGUAUCAUAGGGUAGAUGAAAAUGUUGCUGUGGUAAUCAUCUUAAAACACAGAGAUGAGUUUUAUGAAUGGGAAGAAUCUGUGGGUUAUUGCAUUUAAAUGUUAGUUUUAGGAAAGAAUUUUAAAACUUGGCUUCAUUUCAUAUGAAGCCUUAAGCAGUGAACAGAAAUGUUUUUCAGUCAAGCAUAUUUUUCAAACUGAAACCUUCAAGUAUGUGUCUGCUUUUUCUCAUUCUCUCCUGACGGUGAGAGACUGAAAAUACUGUUUUACUUCUAGGCUCCUGGAGAGAUGAGACAUGUUGUUUACAAAUGAUUUGUGUUUCAAAGUAGUUGAUAAAUGUGGGGUUUUGGCUCAUUUAUUCACUGCUGUAUUUCAUAGAAAGAUGUCCUCUGUAAACAAUGACAUGGAUUUCAUGGCUUAAAGUUCUUAUUUGUUAUCCUCUAGCCUGCUCCUUGAAAGAUGGUUGUUCAUUAGGACAGAUACCUGAUGCGGAGUGAAGAGCUGGGAGAAGGAAAAAGCAGGAGGGGAGGGCUGGUAAAGAGGGGUUAGUGGCUGGGAGGAGCAGGGCAGGAGGAGCACAGAACAGCGUAGUCAACUCUUGCACAGGGAUGGUGCAUCACACAUGUAAGAAAUGUUCUUUAGUGGGUUGCCAGCUGACUUGCUUCUCUGGCUUCAGAAGGUGUUAAAAACUGCUUCUCAUGUGCUUGUAUCUCCCAAAAGAUUCAAAUAUUAUUGAGGAAAGUUCCUGCUCUAGUCCUGCAGUUCUUAGAUGAACAAUGGGAGGUAGGAUUGGGGACUGUUUUUAAAUCUUUAUAUUGCCUACAGGAAAAAACUAUGGGAAGGGAAGAAUCUUUGGGUGAGAGGUCCAAAGAUUUUCCUCUUUGUCUAAUUUACUCCUACUCACAAGGCUUUGUAUGUUGCCACUGGUCAAGGAGCUGUACGUUGGGUACUCCUAGGACUGCAUAGGAGAGCCAGAGAAACUGGUUUAUUAAUUGAGCAGGAAAUUAUUUUUUAUACUGAGCUUUGUUGUUGUUAUCAUAUGUUCUUCCCCUCCUAUUCUGUGCAAAGUGUCAAAAUUCAAAGUUUGCCUGGUGUUCAGAGGGAAGGAGAUCCUCCGAGGAGCCAGCAUAAUGUUGGGUGAAAAUAUCCUACGGUAAUGAUUUUACAGACGGAUGAGAAACUUCUUCUGAGGCCUGUAUAUCAUUACUGGUGAAAUAAGUCUCCAAGAGCACAGUUUUAUGUCUAAAAGGAAGUCAGCUGAUCUGAUCAGGGUAAAACAAUUUCUUUUAAGCCUAGUAUGUGAGUAAAUACUAGAAAUGUAUGGUUUCAGAGACACCAGAUAUUCCUUUAAAGACAGUCUAAGGUGGUAAAUGACUUCAGUAGUCUCCAGUAUCUACAAUCUGCAUUAGAACAAAACCACACAAUAUUUUGAAGAACUUCAGUAAAAAGAUCAAAUACACUUGAGUUACCUCCUUCAAUAGCAUUUAUCCAUUACAUGCAUCCCUCAUAGUAAUGUUGUGUUCUUGGUGUGUAGAUCAGAUUUAGUGGUUACACAAAUAACCUUAGUCCUGUGUGCACAGUAAUUCCUGGAUGCUUUGCAGAUCAGGUCAGAAGCCUGUUUGCUUUCCAAGAGAAAAGUGAGCCAUUCUACAGAUGAUCCAGACAACCUAAAAAAAAAAAAAAUUAAAACCCAAAAAUCUUAGCUCAGGACACAAAUCUAACCACUGCCAUUGUGUGAUCGGUACAUCUUUUGUUUAAUACAGCCAGCACCUAAGCCUCUGCUGCUCCUUUUGUUUUAGUGUCCUACACAUUUGGACCUUGACUUGUAGCCAAUUCAUAGCCUUUUAAAAAAUUUUUUCUUCUUUCUGGGCAGGUGAUAACUAGAUGCAGUUGUAUUUUAUCUCAGGACAGGGCACAAAAACCAAGUUAUUUGGGUGUAAGCGAAAGAUUAUGUCCUUUUUUUGUUUAUGAAUAUGGGCAAGAUAUUUAUGCUUUGCUUCUGUGCUAUAUUUGCUACCAUCGGCUGUGAGAUACUAAGAUGUGGCAGCAGUCUACAAAUGGUUUAAGUCUUCUGAAUCUUUUCUGAACAGGCACAACCAAGAAGUAGAAAUGGAAACUUUAUCUUUGUCCCUAUGUUUGUUAGGUCUGAUUCUUCUGAAAACACACAACUAGCGUCAAGGUGAAUUGGUUAGACAACAACAAAUGCCAGCACUAUGCAAGUAAUACAUACUUCUGUCUUUCUCCAUGCAGGACCCUUGUAGUAGUUGCAUGAUGGUUUUGUGUUUUGACAAGAUCAGACUGUAUUAAAAAAUUGAAUCCUACCAAAACUUAACUACCAUUAAACUCCUACCUAUGCUGUAUGUGUACAAACUUACAUAUACUACUCCUCUGUAAUUUUUGGUUAGUUGUAAUAUUGUUUCAUCAUGGCAGGUGAUGCAACUAUUAGCUAUUUGUGCCACCUUUACCUUCCAUCCAGAUUCUGAUAGUGCUGACUACCUAGGUGUGAAGUCCUCACUCAGUGCUUGGGGAAACUCCAGUUAGUAUAGAGUGUGGCAGUAUAUCUCCACAGUUUAUUCUGUACACAUCAAGCUUGUCCUCUGUUCUAUGGAGUAGUUUACCAUCGAUUGUUAGACUAAGCUUAGAUCCCAAGCUACUGUAGAAAUGUGUGGGGUUGUCCAAGCGGGGGGGGGGGGAAACUUCAAACCACCCAACAGAAGCACUCUACUGAUGUGCAGAACAAAACUGCUACAGCAGCACUAAGAUUGUAUAGCCAAACUUUGUAGCAUAACAUUGGGUAUUACAGCUUUGCAAAUGUGAAAUGAGAGGAUUGGUGGGAGGCUCUUCCAAGAGACUGUCUUUCUUCCAGCAGGCUUUUGCAUGAGGACAGGUAAGGUUAAGAAAGACCACGUGUACUGUGAUGUUGAGUUUCCUUGUGCUGUUUCUUCCACUGUCUUUAGGGUUUUUCAUUACUGAAUCUUACAGGGGAAGGUAGCAAAGCUUUGAACAUUGUGUUUUGUUCAUUUUGAAGCAAAUUGGUUAACCUAUUAAAAGUAGCCAAGAGGCUUUAGAAAAUGUUAAUGCUUCUUUAAAAAUAAAUAGGAGCUAUGUAAUUCAAAGACCAACAGUGCUUGUGGAUAGAAAAUUGGAAGAAAAUGAUUCUAAAUCUUACUUUCUAUUUUACAUUAAUAAAAUUGCAAUAGAGUGAAAGUGAUCAGACACUGUAUAUUUUAUAAUAUUUUAAUGACUAUCACAGUUAUGUAUAUAACUCUUAUUUCUUUUGUAUAGAUACUUUAUUUCUAAAGAUACUGAAAUACCAUAGUUCUUAUAGUUGAUUGCAUUUUGAACUGCUACCAUUGUAAUACAAGUUUUAAUGAUAUUUGCUAGUGUUGUGUAUUCUGGGCUUUUGUUGUUUUGUUUUUUUCCCUUAGGAAAAGCUGCAGCUGGAAUCAAAUGAUUAUAGCUUACACUUUAAUUACAAGUUUUUAGUUCUUGUGGUUGUGAUUUCCAUUAAAACCUAGUGAUAGAUGUUA
Molecule: messenger RNA, 5725 nt
Organism: Harpia harpyja (harpy eagle)
Lineage: Eukaryota; Metazoa; Chordata; Aves; Accipitriformes; Accipitridae
Gene: SIVA1
Product: SIVA1 apoptosis inducing factor
Exons: 4
Coding region: 2-598 (198 amino acids)
Biological process (GO): extrinsic apoptotic signaling pathway
Molecular function (GO): CD27 receptor binding
Source: RefSeq, a predicted model, not a curated record